AUGAGGCGAGCGCGCCCCACGGUGGUGCGCCCAUGGGGCAGUGUGUCCGCGGAAGUUAUCGUGCGCCACCUCAACGGCCCCGCGCACCCUUCCGCCGAUCCCAACGCCAUGCUCCCCUUCUGGCUCCCCAAAGCCUCUUCCGCCUCCGGCGCACCCGCCAGCGCCGGUACAGUCGCGCCAGAAGGCGGGCCGGCAGGAGGGGGGGCGGAGGCUGCUAUCAGCAGCAGCGCGGGGGGGGUCCAGGGCGGGGAUGCUGGUUGCGCAGUUGGGGGUGGUGCGGAGGGGUCGGGGGAGAGGUUGAGUAUGGGGAGCUGGCUGGAGAAGGAGGAGGUGCGAGUGGCGGCGACAGAGAAUGGCGAGCUGAUCGCAGUGGCGCUGGGCAGCACGCUCGUCAUUGCGGACGGCCAUGGCGCGCACGAUGGCAGGCCAGUGGAGCCAGUGAGUGUGCGGCCGGCGUGUGACAGUGACGACGCCAUAACGGCCCUGGAGUGGAUCACUUUUUCCGCCUUCAACCACCGCACCACCUCCGCCUUGGCCUCGCCCAACCGCCCGCCUGGCGCCUUCAUGUGUGUGGCGGUGGGCACGGCGCUGGGCUUUGUGCUCGUGUACUCCGAGACAGGCAUGCUGCUCGCCAAGCAGAUGGUGCACACGGAGGCGGUGGUGCGGCUGCGAGUGCGUGGCAUGGAGGCGGGCAUGGUGCGCAACGAUGGCACGCAGGAGCUGUGCGCCAUCACACGCAACGCCACCUGCGUCAUCAACUCCGUGCAGCUCCAGUCGGUGCUGAAGCAGCGUGUGAUCCAGCUGGAGGACACCGUGGCCGCCAAUGUGUCGCGUGGUUUCGCCUCUGCGCUCAGCUUCAUGGGCGCGGGGCGCAAGGGCGGGCGAGACGAGGAGGGCGGCAGUGGGUCGACGCUGGCGUUCAAGAAGUGGCGCACAGGGAGGGCCACCACCAAGUGGAGCGACGGUGCUGUUGCCGGCACCUUCCCCUCGCCACUCUUCCAAGUGCAGUCCCCCAAGCAGUCAUACUGCAUCGUGGCCGUGGGCCUGGACCCCACACUCGCUGCCUUCGCCCUCACCCCAUACCAUCACUUCCCUGCUGCAUGCAUGGUUCUGCCCCUCACUCCAUCCUACUUGCAUCACCCGUUCCAUCAUCUGCUUCCCAUCGCCAUGGCACAACACACACUGCACAUUCCUCGCCACUACAUUUCUCGCAACUCUCUCUGCUGCAUCCCUCCCCUGCCCGCAUGCCCUAACAGCGCCACAGAGCAGGGCGGGUGGGUGCAGCUCGCCACGAACGCCGCCAGCAACGUGCGCUCCCGUGCUGCCUCUGCUGCCUCCGCCCUCUCUCGCUCCAUCUCCCGCACCCGUCGCUCCACCUCCCGUAUUCCCGACACCCCUUCCUCCUCCUCGCACUCCCAGCCUCCCGCACAGCAGGCUCAGGCGCAAAGCGUGCCGUCGUCCCCCACUGUGCAGAACUCUCUCUCGCGCAGCAGCUCCAACUUCUCCUCCCCCCGCUCCACCACCUCCUCCUCCUCCUCCUCUUCCUCCAGCAGCCGCGCCAGCAGCGGCAGCAGCAGCAGCAGCAGCAGCAGCAGUGGCGGCAGCGGUGGCGGAGCAGAGGAGCAGGAGGGGAGGGAGCGGGUGGUGCCGCGGGGGGCGAUGGAGGUGGGCAGCAGCAUGGGCGUGGUAGCAGCGCUCAAGGACCACUCGCGCCAUGCCACGCGCCUGGCAGUGGCGCCCAGGGGCACGCUCAUGGCCAUCGCUGACAACCUGGGGCGCGUCAUGGUGCUGGACUCGCAGAUCUUCGCUGUUGUGCGCAUGUGGAAGGGGUACCGAGAGGCGGAGCUGGCGUUCCUGGAGGUGCCGAUAGUGAGUGCGGGCAUGACAUCCAUGGGGGGCGCGUCCCCCAACGUGCACCUACAGCUCGUGCUCAAGCCGCGCAACCUUGCCAUGUGCCUCGCCAUCUUUGCCCCACGCCGCGAGGUCGUUGAGGUGUGGCAGAUGGUGGGGGGUCCGCGCAUCGCUCUCUUCCGCUGUGCGAGCAACAGCCGGCUGCUGCAGCCAGCAGCAGUGAUUGGCGCCCCGCACACCGCGCCCCCGCCCGACCCGCACGCACCGCCCACGUCGUCGCACUCGCUGGACAUCUCCAAGGGCAUCUCGUCCCUCCUGCACGGCUCCUCCUCCUCGGCCAGCUCUGCCAGCGCAGGCGCACAUGGGGGCGCGGACGGCGUGUAUGGGCAGCGGCACCGUGCGUUCAUCCUGCAUGGCAACACAGGCCAGGUGUCAGAGAUCGUGCCAACUGUGCCGCUCACGGGCAGCCACCACACGCCAUCGGACGUGAACACUCGGGCAGGGGGCGCGCUGACAGAGAGCGACAUCUUCCAGCGCCUGUGCGACCUGCUCAAGCUCAAGCGCAACUCACGUGCUGCUGCCAUCGCCGCCUUCACCCACCUGCAGCACAAGGCCGCUGCUGCCGCUGCUGUCAGUGGCGCGGGCAAAGGGGUGAAGAAGAAGCGCGGUAAGAAGAGCGGGCUGAGUGAGGUGAGCGAGGACGAGGAGGAGGUGGAGGAGGAGAGGGAUGUGAAGGACUUGGCGAGGAGAAGGAGCAAGGGGGGUUUGGAAGGGGAUGACGCGGAGGAAGCUGAUGGGGAGGAGGGGAGGCAGACGGGCGGUGUGGGAAAGAGCGAGGGGAAGAGCAGCCGGUUAAAGGAAUCAACAGCCAAGGAUGGCGAGGAGGAGGAGGAAGGGGAGGAGGAAGGGGAGGAGGAAGAUGAGGAGGAGGAGGAAGGGGAGGAGGAGGUGGACGAGGAGGAGGAGGAGCUGCAGGGGCGGUUGUCUCUGCGCAUGCGGAGCUCGUUUGGAUGGGAGGGCAAGAAGGACGCGGACGACGAGGAGGAGCAGGUGCUGCUGCUCAAGCUCACCGCCGCUCUCGCCUCCCCUGUGCGCAAGCUGCAGGUGCUGGACCUGCUCAUUGCCACACGCCCUGCGCUCCCUGAGAAGUGCCACCUGGCGGUGAUGGAGGAUGUGCUGACGUGUGUGGAGGAGUGCGUGGUGUACAACAAGCACCUGCUCGAAACCGAGAGGCAGCUCGCCCUGCGGCAACAGCAGCAGGCGGCGCAGCAAGGGGAGGAGGGAGUGGGGGCAGCGGGGGCGGAGGGCGGGCUGGGGAGGGCGGCGCUGGAGGGUGCAUCGAGCCUGCUGUCAGGGGGGCUGGCCAUGUGGAAUCGGCUGGGGCAGCGCGGGGAGGCCGACAGCGGUGGGGGUGGAGAGGACGCAGGCGAGCGGGCGGGCAGGGAGGGCUCUCCCGGGCGAGCCAAGGAGGCGGCGGCAGCAGCGGGCGUGCUGGCGGGGGUGGGGUUGGGCGGCAGGAAGAUCCGGCGCGUGGAUGAGAAGCUGCUGCAGUACCUGGACCAGCGCUGUGGGCUGCUGCGCUGGCAGCGCCUGCUGCUCAAGGUCUUCAUCAAACUCAAGCGCGACCCGGACGCGGGUGAGGACGGCGCGGGCAAGGCAGGAGGGCGCGAGGAGGAUGGGUUGGACCUAGACGUGGAGCCCGAGAGGGGCCCUGCCAUCGGGUGGGAGCGGCGCUGGCGGCGGUGGCGGCGAAUGCGGGGCAAGGGGGGCAAGGUGAGUGAGGCGGAGGAGGCGGCGCUACUGGCGGAGUCGGAGGAGCGCAAGGCGCGGUACCAGGCGCUGGUGGCGGACCUGGGCGCGUGGAUCUCCCUGUGCGAGUCCGAGAGCGAGUGCAACUACCUCUGGAUGGAGAGCAAGGGCAAGGCAGGCGGGGGUGGGGGAGCAGGGGGGGGGAAGGGCGCAGGGGACGACGCGGGGGGUGCGACGCCGGCGAGCGGAGCGGAGGAAGCGGAUGAUGCUGUGGAGAGCCCGCCUCCCCCCAUGACGUCCACUGACUUCCUGCGCGCCUUCUCGUUUGACCCCUCCUGGGACCCCCGUGACACGCGCGAGGCCAGGCAGAGGGCCGCGCCCGGCGCCGGCAGCAAGGGGCGCGAGGCGGGUGCAGGGCAGCAGGAGAAGCAGGCGAGCAGGAAGGGCGACCUGUUCGGGUGGGGCAGCGACGGCGCGCGCGGCGACGACAAGGGCUUUGGCAUGUGGCUGGCCACAGGCAGUGAGCCGGCGGACCUGCGAGCCCUGGCGCAGUUUGUGAUGGGCGGCAUCCUGCAGGGCGAGGCGGGUGUGCGGCGGGUGUUUGAGAUCAUGGACGUGGUGCGGCUGUCGUGGGAGGACUGGCAGAGCCUCUUCCUGCUGUGGUUCCGCGCUGUGAAGGUGGACGAGCUGCUCUCCGUGGACCUGGACAUGCUCAUGGACGUGCUGCACCGCAUCAGCGGCCGCAUGCCCGAUAUUGAGGCCCGCCUUGCUCUCCCCGACGGCUGGCAGUUCACACCUGCUGCCACCGCUGCUGCUACCGUGCACGGCCGACCUGCCCCCGGGGCAGAUGGGGGGAAGGGCGCGGGAGGGGGUGGCGGGGGAGGGGGGGGUACGGGGCAGGUGGUGCAGGGAGGAGGAGGGGGGGCGGUGAUGGGAGGGGAGGGCGGGGUGGGCAAGGCGGAUUCGAGGGAGAAGUUGGAGAAGGCGCCUGAAGGGGGGCGGUACCCGCUGUUCCACGUGUGGUGCCACAACACGGGCGCGGUGGCCAAGGGACUGUUCCUGGCGCGGCUGUGCGCGCAGGUGGGCAAGGAGGACCUGCAGCAGCUGGCCGCUGCUCUCAUGAAGGGGCACAUGGGCACGCGCAAGCGGCGGCCGCGGCGCAGGAAGGGCGAGGAGGAGGGCGAGGGCGCGGACGAGGAGGCGGCGGAGCUGGACGACCAGUGGCUGCAGCUGGCGCGUGAAGAGACGUGGAUUGAGCGUGGGCUGGAGCAGUGGUUGGGGCUGGCGAACCGGGUGGACGACGCGUGGAUCCUGGGGCGCUCCCUCGCACACAUCUGCAAGCUCUCCACCGCGCGCGGCUAUCCCCUCACACGCCCCCGCGUGCCCGCAGCCGCAGAAGUGGGGCAGUUUGCGGUGGCGCAGUGGGUGGCGAAGCUACAGCUGCUCAUCUCGCCGUCCGCCAUUGUGGUGCAGCACCUGCACCGCUCCCUGCUCAAGAUCGGCCGCCCCUCCUCCGCUCGCCAACUGGGCAUCCGCCUGCUGGAGGAGGGGAAGAAGAUGGAGGCGGGGCAGGGGGGGAAGGAGGCCAGGCGCGGGAGGCGGAGGCGGGAGGGGCGGUGGGGGGAUGUGCGGGGUAGCAGGGUGGGCGAGGCGAGGAGGAAGGAGGAGGGUGAGUGGGCGAAUGACGAAGGCAGUGCUGAGGGUGACACGGAGUCGCUGCGCGGGUCGCACAACAGCCGCGGAGGCAGGGGGCGAGGUGGGGGGGAUGGUGACAGGGGCGGCGGCAGGGGAGGAGGGUCGGGGUCGGGGCGUGACGAGUGGGAGAAGAGCGGGAGUGGAGGGGGUGUGGAGAGGAGCGAGAGCGAAGGGGGCGAUAUGAGGGGCAGUGGGGGCGGGGGCAGUGUGAGGGGGGCCGGGGAGGAGGAUGCGUCAUCAGUGGUGGACGGGCACAGCGGUGCCAGUCCCAGGGGCUCCACCAGUGGCAGCGGCAGCGACUGGCGCCAGGGCGGCUCCGAGGGCGGGGGGCGCCCAGGGGGAGGGGGCGGGCGGGGCAGUGGGGGAGGGGGGGAGCGGGAGGGAGGUGGUGGUGGUGGUGGUGGUGGUGGCGGCGGCGGCAGUGGGAAGGGCCACAGCGGGCCGCUGGGGAGGCGGGGGGGGAGGAAGCCGGUGCCCAAGGGCAGCAGCAUGCUGCGCGCUCGCAAGCUGCUGUUGGCAGGGGAGUCCAUGCAGGCAUCAUCCGUGGACGACCUGGACGACCCCGACCUGCCCGACGAGGACGACGCCAGCACCGGCAUGCGCCACCGCAUCAUGGGCCGCGUCGGCCAGCGCGGCACUGCCAAACCCAGAGGCGGCGGCGGAGGGGGGGGAGGAGGGUACGGCGGGGAGGCAGAGGAGUGGGCGGAGGGCGGGGGGGAGUACGAGGAGUCGUGGAACGGGGAGGUGGAGGAGGAGGUGGUGCGCGACCCGAUAGACGAGGCAGUGGAGCGAGAGGAGGUGGAGGAGGCAGUGGAGCUGCUGAAAGAGAUGCUCGUGCGCUUCCCCGAGGCGUGCCACACGGACAUUCUCGGUGCACACCGCUCCAUGGAGCUGUGCCGCCAGUGGGGCCACGCAGUGGGGCUGGGCGACCCCCUCGCUGCCCCUCCUGCUGCUCCCAGCGCUGCUGCUGAUGUGCCCGUGGCGCCCUCGUGUGGCCCGCCGCCCACUGUGCGCGGAUAUGAUGCGGACGCCAACGAUUUGCUCUUCUUCACGCAUGAGCAUGUCUCCACGCUCUCCACGGUCGCGCUCAAGGGCGGCAUGGUUUGUCGCAUCUGGAACAUGCUGGCUGGCAGGCGAGCGGCGGCGGCGGUGUCGCUGAUGCAGACGCUGGCGAGGGCACCAUCGGAUGAGGAGUGUGAGAGGGCCAGCGGUGAGUGCAUGCAGGGGACGGAGGGGCACACACGGGCACUCUGCUCCGGGUCGUGGCUGGGGUGCACGACAGCAGCGGAGGCAGCGGGGUCACUGGGGGCGUACGAGGCGCUGCUGGUGCUGCUCUUUGACUGCACGCUGCUGUCAGAGGCCGGGGACGACUCCGACCGCGCCACCCAGGAGCACGAGGUCUUCCUCUGCAACAUCGACGACACGUGCCGCGACGCCAUUCGCGAGUUCCGGCGCAACACGCCGAGCAGUGAGCGCGUGCACGAGUACAUGCUGCUGAUGCGCACGGUGGGCGUGGCCAUGGCUCUCAACGUCGACUACGUGCCCCUUGCCGCCAUGUUCCGCUCCGGCCUCCUCGCCUCCUUUCCCAACCUCAUCACCCCGUCCCCACCGGACGUGGACGACGGGUUGGACGAGACGAAGAGGGCGGAGAUCCGGCUGCAGUUCCUGCUGGCAGUCAUCCUGGCACAGCUGCGCCACGGCCCCGUCACGCGCCCCGACCACUUCCUCGCAUCCACGUCGCGCACGGGCAGCGGCACGCGGCUGCGCGUGUUUGAGGCGCGGUACAAGGGCUCCUCCGCGUUCAUGCUCGCGGGCGACCUGGGCGUGCCGCACGAGGAGCUCAAGCGCCGCCAGGUGGCGCUCAAAUACCUCAAGCAGUGA
This is a messenger RNA of Closterium sp. Naga37s-1, 7176 nucleotides long. Lineage: Eukaryota; Viridiplantae; Streptophyta; Zygnematophyceae; Desmidiales; Closteriaceae. The record is from the annotation of a GenBank genome assembly.